Messenger RNA from Cyphellophora attinorum, 5088 nucleotides. RefSeq lists its product as uncharacterized. The record is from RefSeq and is a predicted model, not a curated record. Lineage: Eukaryota; Fungi; Ascomycota; Eurotiomycetes; Chaetothyriales; Cyphellophoraceae. The transcript has 2 exons. The coding region runs from base 1 to 5088 and encodes 1695 amino acids.
AUGGAUGAUGAGCCCGGCUAUCUCCAGAUCCCCAUUACCGAACAUGAACAUGAACGCGUCCGAGCGCGACAGAGAUCCAGAUCUGAUGCCAGCUCCCGACUACUUCAUCCAGACUCCGAGUCUGUCUACUCUCAGGGUUUUGACGACACUCACUCGGGCAAUUCCUCGCAAACGCCCAGCCGCUUUCCGUCAGUAAGAGGAGAGUCAGCAGGGCCCGCCGAACAAUUGUCAGCACCCCGCCGUUUCCACUCAUAUCAGGGCGGCGCCCAAUAUGCCGCCAUCUCGCCCAUCGACGAGGAGGACAGCAAUGUCGCCGAUGCCGCCAGCGAGGCGCCCUCUGGCAGGCCACGCACCAUCCCACAGUCCGAGCUGUCAUACUCGCCUCUCGUUCCUCUUCCGGAACUCUGGACGCCAAUAUGGCUUCGGCGCUCGACCCUGGCGGCAUUCAUAGUAUUCUUCAUCCUUUCUAUCAUCAUUCUCGUUGUCCUCUGGGUACUCUCGAGGACGCGCUCCGGCUUCGAGAUCCACUUCACGGGACCGCAUCACGCCUACUGGGUGUAUUUUCCUACCAUUCUCGUCAUCUUCCUUGUCGGUCUUUGGCGGCAGGUCGACUUCCAUACCAAGUCCCUCACACCAUGGGACGAACUUCAGAAGGGUCCCGUUCAGCCCACCAAAAGUCUCUUGCUCGAUUAUGUGAGCUCACUACAGAUUGUAGCGUUAUUUCAAGCGUUUAUUCACAACCAUAUACCCAUUGUUGCGACGGUGUCGGCGUUUAUGUUUUUCAAGAUCAUCACUGUAUUUUCGACUGGUUUGUUCAUUUUACUGCCCCAGGAUGUGGAGCAGGGCGGCUUUCCUUUGCUGGGAACAUCAACGUUUGCAUCGAAUGUGGUGAAUCUGGACAGUAUCACAGCAGCGCCAGUGAGCGCAUUUCAGGGGACGGCAUAUCAAGGCAUACCUCAGGCGCCUGGUGUAUGGACGGACUUGGCAUAUACGACCUUUCGCUACGAUCAGAGCAGGAACGAGAAGCUGGCGGACAAUGCGACUUUUACGGCGGACAGAGAUGCGUUUGUGCCUUCUAUCACAUGUCGGAUUGUGGAGAUAAGGCUGGACGGCAACAAGACGACGGAACAGUCGCCUGGUGGAGAUGUGUAUGGCAAUGGCGUUCGCUUCGCGAUCGACAACGACGACAUCUGCAGCAAGUGGCCUGCAGUGCUUGUACAGACUUUGAAUCCUCAAAAGCAAAUUGCGCCUACGAGUCAGAUCUUUGGUUCAAUACAAGCCUUGACUUGUGACUCGAACGAACCAGCAGCACUGCUGUUCUCGCUUCUCGACGUUGCCUUCGAACAGAGUCUGCGCGAUGGAUCCAUACAGCUAGCCAUAGCUGGAGACGAUGUCGCGACUAGCUCUUCUCGCACAGUCAACAACAUGGCAAACGUCCUCUGCCAAGCCUCUCAUACCAUAGCGACCGUUACGGUCAGCAACGAUACUCUUACACAGGACUCGCCCACACAGGGUGUUAGUCUUGAACUGGCGGGAGAAGCACGGAACAGGACGCUUGAGGAUUUGUCGGAUGGUGCGCUCAUGUCUGCCUUCGGAGGAAUCGCGAAUGUUUCUGGCAACAUGUUUGGGCAGACUCCUGGAUCAGAUAGUACUAGUGGUCUAUUCACACUACUGGCCAUGCAUUUCGGGCGCCGAGACACGAGUCGCUUACUGAACGCAGACGACCUCAUGCGGGCUAUCGAUCCGACUUUUAAGGGCAUCAUGGCGCAAUAUGCCAUCAGAGCCUUCAAUGGUCGAGCAGUCAGGCGAGAGACCAGAUACUGGGUCAACGAGGCAUCAGCCGCUGUAAUGAUCGGCGCUCUACUCGUCGGUGUUGCCGCAGCAGGUACAUUACUCUUUCGGGCACCUCGAGGCGUAGUUCCUCGCAAUCCCGGACCAAUAGGGGCUAAUGCCGCAGUCUUGACGAACUCGAUCGAGCUCAACCGCCUGCUGCGUCGUGGAGGCAUCCCGAGCAAGACUAACUCGGAGGUGGCUGUCGACGGGUAUGAAUUCGGAACUGCGAUCGCAACGACAGAGCAUGGACAGGCGUCGUUCAAGAUUGUCACAUCCGAAGGUGUGCAUGACUACAACACGCCAGCUCCGGACAAGACCUUGAGAUGGUGGCACCCAAUCACGUCCAGCAUCUUCUUCGUGAUUCCGACCGUCGCGCUACCAAUUCUUUGCAUCGGCUUGCUCGAGUUCAUACAGAGCAAAAAUGACGAUGGAAUCGUCGGCGUUCCAGACAAUGUUGCGACUGACAUUUACACACAUUAUAUACCCGCCUUGGUCAUGGUGAUUAUCGCAUCGAUGGUAAACUUGAUUGAUUUCAACAUCGCUGUAUUCACACCAUGGUCGGCUCUUUCCAAGGGCGCUGCGACUCACAAGAAGAGCAUUUUGGCGUACUAUCUUGGCAUUACACCUCUCGAGGCUGCCUUCCGUGGCUUUCGGGUCCGGCAGUUCAACAUUGUCAUCUCGACACUCGCCACAGUGGUGGCAAGCAUCCUCACCAUCGUGGCUGCCGGCUUGUACAAUGGCGACAGGUUCAGAACAGAAGGAACGACCAUCAAUCUUGUCCAGUCGGAUUCGUUCAACCUCCGGUGGACUAAUAGUAGCUUCUCGGACAAUGGUGCUGCAGGAGUGCUGAACUCUGUAAUCCACGACAAUUUGACUUACCCGGAGUUCACGUAUCGAAACGUGGUUCUGCCGUCUUUCUCUCUCGAGGAUGGCGAUCUGUCCACCACGAACGGCACGACCCGGGAUACCGCUAAGAACCUAACGGAAGUCACAGUUGACGCGCUCUUGCCAGACCUGCGCUGCUAUCUAGUGGAUCGCAACUUCAUCACUGUGACGUCUGCCGACUCUAACGUUGAUGUGAACGUACAAGCCACAUUACCAGACGAGUGUCAAAUUGCGGGUGUUGGCGGUGAUGCGAGCUUUGUUUCAUUCGAUACGACCUUUGAGGUGCCCUCUAAUGGGACUUUGAUUGGUGGCCGACAAUUCGAUCUGCUAUUUGGCGACGGUGGCUCGCUCGUUAAUAAUGUCCUUCAGAGUGACCAGCUGAAUCUGUCCUCGUUGAUCAGCGACAAUCCAGCGAUUGGCUGUCCGAGUCUGGCUUUCGUCUACGGCUCCUUCUCCGCCUCAGCCGAAGAUGCCACCGACAUCACCGCGAUGCUCUGCUGGCAGCAGGUGAUGUCCGUCCGCAGCACUUUCAAUCUGGUCUCCAACACCACUCUUAUCGAUGCGAAGAGGGGCGUGACGGUCGAUCAGUCUGACGCCAAGUUCUUCGUCAAUCCCGUCACAGAUGCCACGGGCUCUACUCGCGAUGACGAGAAAGAUCCUGAUACCAUUUUCAAUUUUCGCAUCCAGGGCAAUCUUGCACGAUCUUUCCGCCCGUUCAGAGACACGCCGAACGAUGAUACACGGGAUUUGGACCCCUUCUUCCAAGGCGUCCUCCACGCCGAUCCAUCCACCACAAUUCAAGCCUCCACAUUGAUUGGCGAAGACAAUCAAAGCGACCUCUUGACUGCCAUCUUGAACUUCUACCGACUUUACAUGGCACAAGCCAUCUCACUGAACAUGCGAUCUGCUCUCUCAGCUUCCUCCCUCAGCGCCCGACAGGACGCUGCACCCCUCGCAACAAUUCCCACAACCCUGACAAGCAUCCGUCUCGUCCAAGACAAGACCACAAAACUCAUCCUCCAAAUCCUCCUCGCUCUUACCUCAACUCUUACCCUGGCGGCCUGGCUUCUCACACGCUUCCGUCGUGUCCUGCCACUCAACCCUCUUUCCACCGCAAACCACAUGUCCCUCCUAGCAGGUUCCGACCUCGCGCACACCGAAGAGGCGGACGACGACCAAGGUCUGUGUGAGUGCUGCGGCAAACCACGCUCCAAGCCCCACAGCGACGCCGUCUCCAUGGUCGAAGACGCUGCGAGCAGUCGUGGCCGACCCACAAGCUCGCGCUCCGAUGCAGCACGCUUAAGCGUGCCACCAGGCCUCGAGUUCGAUCAGCGGACCUCCUCCCCACGCGGAUCCCGUGACGGCGUCGUGCCAGUUGGGGCGGAAUGGUGGGGCGCGGAAGCUGGCUCAGGCACCCGCAUCCCUGUGCUCGGUCGCGGCAAAGCUGCCUUGACGAAAGAAGGCAAGGGGAAAUGGGAGGUCGUCUUCGCUGGCAGGCGGUAUUCGAUGGGCUGGUGGAAAGAUAACCCUGCCCGAGGGCGCAUGCGCCGACGCUUCGGCGUCGAUGUCGGCGAACGAGCAGAUGGCGAUGAGGACGACUGGAUGCUCGGCCGACGACGGCUGCGGAAUAGCACAGAGGGCAGCGUUGGGAUGCGAUUUGAUGGCAGCACUAGCCCCAACCGUGGCGGGCUCAGCAACACCACGACCCAGUCCCGCAGUCUCGGAGAAGAAGCAGCACCCUAUGAAGGUCGUGGCUACGGCCCCGGCCUCCAACCGCCACAAGACCCAACGCAUCGGUACUAUGACCCGCACCAAAACUCCUCUAUCCGCCCACGCCCCAGCAGUGACCUAGGGUAUUCGACUCAGCGCCAAAACAUCACGUCCCUUACCUCCUCAAUAGACAACAACAAUCAGUACACCUACACUGGACCCUCCGCCACCCCGUCCCAGCCCACAGGCGGCACAGCGGCCGGCGUCCCCUGGUCGCUAGGCGCAAGAAGAUUGCGGACAGCAGGGGAGAACGUAACGCCGAGUAUGCGGUUCGAGGCACCAACGCCGACGGACUAUAUACCAAUGUCGAGGGGUGGGAGGGCGUUAGAUGCGCCGCCUGAGUUGUCGCCGGCACUGAUGGCAGGUGGCUAUGGAGAAGGUGGAUUGCGGAACGAGGGUAUAGCGAGCAGUGAUCGAGGCGAUGGGAGUGAGCAAGAGGAGAGCGAGGAUGAGUGGGGUGGCUCGGAUGAAGGGGAUGGGGAUCUGGGUGACAUGGGAAGAGGGAGUGGAAGGGGUACUGGUGGGGCAGGAGGUGGUGUGAACUUCUCGAGGCCGGGCGGGGGAUAUCAGCGGGUUGGUGGCGGCGGAGGAGAGGCUUAG